GCACCACCUAAAAACAAAACCAAAUCAAAAUAUUGUGCAUAUUAUAUAAUAUAUAAGUCAGAGAGUUCUUCCAUUUGUGUAUAUAUCUGUUUGUGCAUUUCCAGUGCUCAAACUGAAGGAAGGGAAAUGGUGAGGUGUGAAGAGAAAUAUGGAGAGGAGCUUUCACUUGUUAUGUCAGACCCUAUAGUAUUGGAGAUUAAUCGUUUGCAUAAUCAAAUCAAAGAAAAAGUUAAGGAGCUAGCAAUUUGUCAGGGUGAAGUCAAAGCAUUAAGGUCAACUGAAGCUCUGAAGGAUAAAGCCAUAGAAGAGUUGAGAAAUGAAGUUAGUAAAUUGGAUGAGAGACUUAGAGCUGCAGAGGAUCAUUUAAAGCAAAAGAAUCUAGAAAUCAAGAAACUGACAGAUGAAAAGAAAGAGGCAUUGGCUGCACAAUAUGCAGCAGAAGCAACACUUAGAAGGGUGCAUGCAAAUCAAAAGGAUGAAGAUUCUGUUCCAAUUGAUAAUGUCAUUGCCCCUCUUGAAGCUGAGAUUAAAAUGUAUAGGAAUAAGAUUACAACACUUCAUGAAGAUAAGAAAGCUUUGGAACGACUCAAAAAGUCAAAAGAGACAGCAUUGUUAGAAGGAGAAAAGAUUUUGCAAAGUGCACUAGAGAGGGCUCUAAGAGUUGAAGAAGUUCAAAAUCAAAACUUUGAUUUAAAGAGACAGAUUGAUAUCUACCAGGAGGAGAACAAAAUUUUAGAGAAAUCCGGCCGCCAAAAGAUUCUUGAAGUUGAAAAGCUUGGCCAAACCAUUCAUGAACUUGAGGAAGUCAUCUUAGCUAAUGGUGCUGCGGCCAACGUUGUUCGCGAUUACCAGAGACAGAUUUCUGAAUUGCAAGAGCAGAAAAGGACAUUGGAGAGGGAGCUAGCAAGAGUAAGAGUUUCAGCCAAUAGAAUUGCAAAUGUUGUGGCAGCUAAUGAGUGGAAGGGUGAAAGUGAUAAGGUCAUGCCUGUCAAGCAAUGGCUGGAAGAGAGAAGGAUUAUGCAGGCAGAGAUGCAACGGUUGAAAGACAAGCUAACUGUAUCAGAGAGAACAGCUAAGGCAGAGUCACAACUGAAGGAAAAACUAAAAGUGAGGCUAAAAACACUGGAAGCAGGUUUAAAACAUUUUUCAAGUUACUCAGCCACUUCAAAUGUGUUUUCUUGGUCUCCAAAAGAAGAAAAGUCUAACAUUAGAGGUUUUCUAACAAGUGGUGGAUCAAGAAAGAGAUCCACAUCACAACCAAGAGCAUCUUCUGUUGGAAGCCCUUUGUUCCAACAGACAAAUAUUAAAAAAAACAACACAGAUAUUGUCGGUGAGAAUUCGAAACAGGGAAGCCCUACUAAAAAGAAUUAUACUUCUGCAGAAAACAUGUUGAAGAAAGGGAUGUGGGUCUCAAGAAGAAAAGUUGCUGAUAGUGGUGAAAAGGAAAAUGAGAUGCAGGUGAACACUGACAUGCACUUAAACAACUUCAAUGAUGGAAGAGAAGCAGCAGAAAUCAAAAUCAUUGUUGAUGUGGAUGAAGACUUGCAAAGCAAGAAACCAAAUGAUUCAGGCAGUGACGAUGUGGUGUCGAGUUUUCUAUACGAUAGGCUGCAAAAAGAGGUCAUCAAUUUGAGGAUCUCUUGUGAAAACAAAGACAGUAGCUUGCAUGCUAAAGAUGAAGAAAUUAAGUUGCUCAUGAAGAAAGUUGAUGCACUUACCAAGUCCAUGGAAGUAGAGUGGAAGAAAACAAAAAGAGAAGCAGCUGCGAGAGAAAAAGAGGUUUCAUCAAUAAAGCCAGAUGAUAGCAAGAAAAUCAGAAACACAAACUCCUCCAAAAGGUUGAUGAAAGAACGUUGAUGCAUCUUUAUUCGGAUAUAGCUAAAGGCAUUUUGUUUAUCAACUACAUAUUGUGAUGGUUCAUUGUAAAUACAAAAAAAAAAAAAAAAAAUUGUUGAGGUUAGUAUCUUGAAAUAAAUUACCACUAUUGAAUAAAGGAUAAUUUCUGUAAAUAA
Cicer arietinum (chickpea) is the source of this 2012-nucleotide messenger RNA. Its product is annotated as microtubule-associated protein 70-5-like. Gene Ontology annotation, molecular function: microtubule binding. NCBI's taxonomy places the organism in Eukaryota, Viridiplantae, Streptophyta, Magnoliopsida, Fabales, Fabaceae. Gene Ontology annotation, biological process: cytoskeleton organization. The record is from RefSeq and is a predicted model, not a curated record.